Gaeumannomyces tritici R3-111a-1 is the source of this 2142-nucleotide messenger RNA. RefSeq lists its product as hypothetical. The transcript has a single exon. The record is from RefSeq and is a predicted model, not a curated record. Lineage: Eukaryota; Fungi; Ascomycota; Sordariomycetes; Magnaporthales; Magnaporthaceae. Bases 751 to 1758 code for a protein of 335 amino acids.
UCGUAUUUCUUCCUUCUUGUUCACACAACCAUGUCCGCGUCGUGGUUCGACAAGGCGUGCGGAGCGGCUGGCGGGACCCAGAGUCGGCCGGUGCCCUCCAAUAUUGCGGAUCAUUGGAGGAUUUCGCCAUGUGUCUCGAAGCGGCAGGGAGCGCCAGGAUCGCGAUUGGGCGCCCUUGGCGCCCCGCUCGGUUUUUCAUGACUUCGACCGUGGAACAGUGAUUCUCGGUACUGAGGCUGGGCGGGCAAUCCAACAACGAGAGUCAGGUAUUGAAACUCUCUCGGCCGGUGGAUUUUGCACCAUUCACGCGGGCUGGUGAUGAAGUGGGUGGUCAUGUGACGGGUGCCAAGGGGCAUCCCCUUUCGCCUGUGCUAUCCCACUGCCAGCUCCUCCAAUUGUGUUAGCUUUACAAGGUGAUAUUCUAUCGCGAACUCGGGGACAGAAACCCUCCUAUUGGCCAGAGCAGUGCCGAGCUGAUCAGAUGUCAGCAUGCACAGCGUACUGCGCCUCGUGUGCGCCUCGCCGAUGAUCCUGGUGCUUGAAGCCCCGAAGGAUUGCUGAUGACCUCAUUGCCGACCUUCCAUCAUCUUCUUAAAUAUGUCUCCAGCUCCAGCUCGUCUGCGAUGGCCGCGGCGUAAUGGCAAGACCAGCCAUUCGUCUUUGCCAGCAGCACUUUUGCCUACCCCCUGAUCAGUUUAGGCUGCAUUUCUGGUCUCUAUUUUUGCGCUUCAGGUCUUCUAGCAGUACAACAUGGGUGGCUUCCAUCGCCUGGCUGCAAAGAUUGGGUUGGGGAAGAGUAACGAGUCCACCGACGACCAAUGCGUGGCGCAAGGCUCCAGCUCGGCAGAACUACGUCAUGGCCAAGACAUCAAACACACCACGAUCACGAAGAAAGAGGGCAAGGACACAGAUGCCCAAGGCCCCCUUACACCACCGCCCGACUACGAGCCGGGCCCCCAACAGCCACAGCAACAACAACCGCCACAGCAGUUUAAUGCCCCCCAACCACAGCAUCGGGGACAGCCGUGGCAGCAGCUACCGCAACAGCAGCCUCAAAAUGAGGUCCUCCGCCAGUUCCCGGACAAGUUCAACCUGUACUCGACCAACUACGGCUUCUCGCGCACCUUUGUGAUAGGCAACCAGGAGCACCCGCAGAUAUACGCCGUCUGCCUUCACUCGGGCUUCAGCAGCUCGCCGCCCGUCGUGCUGCACAACGGGCCCGACCCGGACCGGUCCGACGUGCUCGCCGCCGUCGAGUUCGCCAGCUUCGGCGGCGACUACACCCUGACCCUGCCGCCCAUGCCGGGCCGGCCGGGGGUGGCGUCCGAGGUCGAGGUCGAGGCCGACUUUGGCUUCACCAGCCGCUGCUACCGCUUCGGCGUCGAGGUCGGCCGGCUGGGCGUCACCGAGGCCCGCGUGGAGCAGUUUGAGUGGCGCCACUCGCACGGCGCCGCUGUCGACUCGCUGGCCGGCUCCUGGUCAGGCUGGAAGCUGGUGCGCAUGUCGAGGGCGCCACCGCCUGGCGCCUCGGGCGGCUCGCCGCCGGGGAAGUUCAUGACUAGCGACGGGUUCGAAGUCGUGGCGGUGUGGGCGAGCGCCGUCAUCAGCAUGAGUCAGGCGGCCCAUUUCGACUUUGUUGGCACAGGGACCACGGGUUUGUUAGGCGAGCGCUGGGCCGUUGCGGCUGUCAUGUCGGCGCUGGGGAUCUGGGAGAGGGAGAGGAGGCAGAGGCAGCGCAGCCGAAAUCAUCAUCAUUAAUGUUAACGGCACGAUUGCUUCCCGUUCCCCCUUUCCUUGUCCUCGUACAUGUAGAACAUGUACUAGCGUUUGGAUUUCGGUUUUCCGUAUCGCCCAUCCAAUAAAACUGGGAAAUAUAGUAAAAGAAGGAAAAUGUAGGGAAAAAAAGAAAAAACACAGGGAAAAAAAACACAGUAAAAAGAAAAGAAAAACAAUGGAAAAAGGAAAAGAACAGAGGAAAGAGAUAAGAGGAAGAAAAUAUAAGAAGAAAACAACUUGCCAUCGCCAUAUAACAAUACGCCACAAAGAUACCUAGUUAUGCCCGGGCUAAAAAUAACUCCGCAACCCUGGCCUAAACUAAUCUUGGGUAGGUAGGUAAGGACCCUCUAGCGGGUAUAAAAUAUG